Molecule: messenger RNA, 9758 nt
Organism: Parasteatoda tepidariorum (common house spider)
Lineage: Eukaryota; Metazoa; Arthropoda; Arachnida; Araneae; Theridiidae
Gene: pps
Product: protein partner of snf
Biological process (GO): DNA-templated transcription
Cellular component (GO): nucleus
Molecular function (GO): protein binding
Source: RefSeq, a predicted model, not a curated record
UCUUUCGAAAAACAUAUGUAAUAUUCUAAAUUAAUUCAGAAUAUAAGUUAAAAACAACGCUAAGCUCACUCCAUCCAGUUACCAAUUUCCAUUUCAACCAAUGCACUGUCUUGAAUGCCAGCAUUUUUUAUAACCCUAAAAGUCUUUUCUUACUGGUAUCGCCAUAGUGUGUCACUUUUUAGAACUAUUAUAGUUGAACUGGUUCGUUCUGUACUUUCGUUUGUUUUGUGGUCGCUAUGUACUCUCCACAAAAUAAAAGUAUGGUUGUUUAAACUGUUUGUUAUGAAACUUGCUGAAAAAUAAAGAAAGUGUUGCUUGCAGUUUCAGACUAACUUAAAUUUGUUCAAAGUUAUAUUUACUGAGUUAAAUUCUGAGGACUACAUUGUAAAUACUGUAAAUCUUAAGGAUCUGUAAAUGUUAAGCGAAAAUACAUUCUAAAUUUUUAAAAUUUUGUUCUGAUAAGGAAACUUCAUAUGUUGAAUUGUACUCAAAAAUGGAAGAUGGAAUAUCAAAGGAAGAUCUACCAUCAACAUGGGAAAUCGAAUAAAAAUCGGAAGUCUGUUAAAAAUCAUAAAGAAGUGGAAAAACGAAGUAUUUUCAUCCCUGCAUACCAUAAUUUCGUGGAGCUAAGUUGCGGGGUUAUUGAUUUAAAACUUGAAAAUUUGGUAGGAAGGUGUAUGUAACGAGGCCUAUAUGGCUUGACCAACUCUUCAAGUGAAAAUUCAAGACUUUUGGAUGAACUAAGUGUUGCAAAUCAGCUUAUGGCCUUAGCAGAAACCCCUGAAUUAUUUACUAGGCCUGAAUUAAGUUCAAUCAAAUCCAUUGUUGAACCUGAAAUAACUUUGCAAACUGAAGACAUAUAUUUAGAAAAAAAAUGUGUCAUUGCCUUCAAGGAUCCUCCUGAGACUCUUGAAGAACUCAUUCAGAUGGAACAUAGUUAUGCCUUUAUCUGCCAAGAUUCUUAUGAAGAAAAAAAGCAAUCUGCUUCUGAAACUCUGUUGGCAAAAGAUUCCUUGAUUCAACCAGCAAUUCCUUCUAUCGAAAUGCAGGUUGAUUGCAAUACGAACUCUUUGAGUGAAAUUAUGACAGUCAAUAUUUUGAAGGAUAGUAAAAAUGAAGAAUCAAUUGUGUGUGAGGAUAUAUAUCAGAAUGAGAGUGAUAUUCCUCUUAUUUCUGAUGAAAGUAAUUAUGACUUUCAAAAGAAGUUAAGAAUUAUUCUAAAAGACUGCCAAACAGAUAGCAGCCUUUCUGAACUUUAUAAUUUGAGACAAAAAAGUACUUUUUCUGCAGAUUCAAACAAAUUACCAAAGAAAACUCGUUCAUCAUGUGAUUCUAAUGAUAUAGUUACUCUGCAGCAACCAUUAAAAAAAAGAAAAACAAUGAAGCAUAAUAGUUUCGAUGAUUCUGAAUGUACAUUAAAAAAUUUAAAAUUACAAAGCACACCUAAUAAAAUCAAAGAAAUGAAAUCUGAAAAUUUUGAAACAGAAAAUUUGGGAAUCAAAACAGAAUUGUUAACUGAAAAUGUUUUCAAUGCUACUUUAAGGAGUGUUGAAACAAAUGCAACAACUAAGAAUGCAAAUUCAAAAUAUCAAAUGAAGUUGCAAGAAUUAAAAAUUAAACCAGCAAAGCUUCUUUCUAUGCCUAAAAGUUGUAAAUCAAUUGAAAAUUUUGAUAAUGCUCCAGAUGAAAGAAAACAGGCAUUUUUUAUUGACUCUAAACCAUCCACUCCGGGAAAAAAAGAUUCUUUUGAUUGUAAAGAGAUAAUUCCAUUAUCUCCUAUUGUAACAAAAUGCAAUAAGAAAAAAUUAAUCAAACGAGAAAUAACAAGAUUUAUUGUUAAUAAAGAUGAACCUCCUCUUUUUAGCCAACCUGAUAUGAUGAUAAAAAUCGGUUCAGAUGAUUCAUCAAAGAAAGAUAUUAAAGAUAGUGAUAUGAGCAAUGAGCUCGAGGAAGCUUUUCAGUUAAAAGAUAUUUCUGUUUCUUUAUGCAAAGCUGAGGAUACUAUCAAUAAUGUUUUAAGUUUCUCUGAUAAUUCCACAGGUAAUAUGGAAACUAUAGAUAACAAUUUAAAAGUGGAAGCUUCUGAAGAAUCUAAAAUUUUAAAAGAAACAUCCCUUAAUGAAUGCAAUGAUUUUAAGCAAGAGAAUUCAUAUUUAAUGAAACAUGAGGAGUGUAUGAGUAAAAUGGAUACAUUAGAUUUCUCUACUGACAUUCAUCUACCCAAGAAUAAUGAUUCUGUAGAGAUUAGUCAAGUUAUGGUAAAUGAAAAGAAACAAAAUGACUCUGAAAAUCUCGAAACUAAAUUUCAAGGCAAUCCACCAGUUCCUGAUGCUGAAAUUAAACCAGGGCGUAAAUCUAGUCGCCUUAUAAAGAAAAAAGAAUUUUUUGAGUUUGUUUCAGAGCCUCCUAUUACACCUGCAGCAAAGAAAAAAGUUAAUGCUCAAAAGCCAAAAAAAGAAAAAUCAGAAAAGAAUAACAAGCAUAUCUCUGAGAUUGAUGUAAAUGAGAAUGAACCAGAUGAGGAAGAAGACGAUCCAGACAAACUAUGGUGCAUAUGCAGAAAGCCUCAUAAUAAUAGGUUUAUGAUUCAGUGUGAUACAUGUGAAGACUGGUUUCAUGGAACCUGUGUUGGUGUUACUAAGCAACAAGGCGUUCAAUUAGAAAAACAGGAAAAAGAAUGGAUUUGUCCAUCUUGUCGCUCUAAGGAUCAACAAAUUCCAGAGAAUGCAACAGAGGUUUUGCAAACUCCUAAUAAAAUUAAAUGUGGGAAAAAUUUGAAAAGGAAAGAAUCAGAAAAAGAUGUUACAAACAAGAGUAUUUUAUCUAAUAAUAAUAAAAAAGUUGGUGGAAGCUCCAUUGUGGACAAUAUCAUCAAAACCCCUGAAAAGCACCAAGAAAAUGAAAUUUUGGUUCUAGAAAAGCACCCAAAAAGUCAAAGAUCACCCCUAGAAAUGCAUCAAAAGAAUCAAAAAUCAUCUUUGGAAAUGCAUCAAAAGAAUCAAAGAUCACCUUUGGAUAAAUACCUGAAGAAUCAAAGUUCACCUAUGGAAAGACUUCAAAAGAAUCAAAAUUUACCAGUGGAAAAACACCAAAAGAGUCAAGCUGCAAACUGUGAAAGUGACACAGAUAAAAAACUGAAAUCGACACAAAAGAAACUUCAAGAUAAAAUAAAUGUUUUAUCAAAAAAAUCUAAUAAAGAAUUAGAUAAAGCAUUUUUAUCAAAAAAUGUUAGUCCAAAGCAGCAAUCAAAAGUAUUGCCUAUUUCCAAAAUGCUUUUUGCAAAUGAUAACAAAAAAGAUACUAUUAAAAAAGAAAACAAAUCUUCUAAAGAAACAUUAUCAAGCAUUAAAAAGAAACCACAGCAAACUUCAAAAUCUAAGGAAAUAAAAACUGUGCAGAAACAAAGACAUAAUUGUAUUCAAUGCCAAAAGAUAUCUAUGGCCAACUCUUGUUAUUGUAGCUCUGAAUGCAUAGAAAAGCAUGCAACACAGUGCUUAAAAUCCAUGCGUGAAGCAAGUGGAUCUUCAAAGGUACAAGAUUGGGAUUCUCAGAGAUUAGUUGUUUUUGACCGUUAUAAAGGGAAUGUUGUAACUGGAGAUAAAGGACCUAAAGCUGGAGAAAUUAUAUCUUGGCUGAAAGAAAAUCCGAGCUUUAUGAUUGCUUGCUCUUCCUCAUCAAUGACAGCCUCUAAAAAAGACAAUAAAAAAGAAUGUGAUUCUAGUUCAAAUAUAGAAAAAGCAGCUGCCAAAGUUAAUGAUGUACGAAUGAAUGUUAAAAAAACAUUAAAAAAUAUAUUGAUGGACAGGUGUAAAAACUCUGGUGACAUAAUAUUACCAGAAGAAGAAAUUAGGAAAAUCGCCGUCAAGAUUGAGGGGGAACUUUAUGCUCAGUUUAAGGAUACAAAUUUAAAGUAUAGAACUAAGUAUAGAAGCCUCAUGUUUAACAUAAAAGAUCCCAGAAAUCAAGGUUUGUUUAGAAAAAUCCUGCGAGGAGAGAUAUCUCCUGAUCAAGUAGUACAUAUGUCUGCUACUGAACUUGCAUCAGUGGAAUUAUCUAAGUGGAGAGAACAAGAAAUGCAACAUCAUUUAGAUAUGAUAAAACGAGUUCAGUUAGAACAACAGAAGUCUGGAAGUCUUUUAAAGAAAACUCAUAAAGGAGAGGUUGAGAUUGAAGAUGAUAUAACCAUUAUUGAGCAAGAUGUUUUAAAACCUGUUCCAAAAAGUGACACCGAUGAAAGUUUUGACAUUGAUAAAGAACAAGAAGACUCUACUAAUGAUACGACUCAACUACAUCGUUCUCAUUUGUUUGAUUUGAAUUGCAAAAUAUGCACUGGCAAAGUUGCACCACCUCCUGAUGAGAAUAUUCCAAAGAAAGUUCGCAUUGCUCACUCAAUAUCUGUUGAUGCUAGCUCUCCUAAUACAACUGAUUUAGUAUCUCGAGUCGUUGAAAGAAAAUCUUCCAUUUCAAGUACUGGAGAUGAUUCUUUGGACCAAGAACCUACUUCAACUGUAUCUUUUGGGUCUCUCAAUAUUGAUGAAGAAGACUGUCAAAUUAUGGAAUCAAAAAGUGCAACUUCGGUUUGGAAAGGAUUUAUUUUUAUGCAAGAUAUAGCAAAAUUUGUAACCAGUGCUUAUAAAGUGUCAGGACAAACAGACCGCCUUCACUCAGAUUUACCUGAUACUAUUCAGGUGUGUGGAAGAAUCAUACCUGAUCAAGUGUGGGAUUAUAUAAGCAAAAUAAAGCAGUCUGGAAACAAAGAGCUUAUAAUUAUUCAGUUUCAAGCUGCUAAUGAUGAAGAGUCUGUAUCUUACAAUACAUUUUAUUCAUACCUCAACUCCAGAAAACGAUAUGGUGUUGUUUCGAAUUAUUCCAGAAAAAUUAAAGAUUUUUACAUCGUUCCACUGGCUGCUACAAGUCCAGUUCCAACUGUUCUUAUGCCAUUUGAUGGUCCAGGUCUACCUUCUCCUAGACCCCAUUUAUUAUUGGGUGUGAUUGUUCGUCAUAAAGCUAAACAAGCACCACAAGUAUGUGCACCAAAGAAUACAGUAUCUAAAUCGAAUGAAUUAAGUGAUGGCUCUUACACACCACCUUUUGAACCACGUUCAUAUACACCACCCCUACCUGCAGUUGAUGAACAACCACUUGGAGUAGAGUCAGAAUGUAGUUCUUCAUCCAACAAUUGUUAUGAUAGUAAACCUUCAUUUCAUUCAAGUGAAAAGAAUGAAAAAAAUACCUCUUCAAUUUUAAAGAAAAAAAAUGAAUCCAAAGAGCGGGAGGAAAGUAAACCUUAUGAUCCUGAGCAAGAUGUUCUUAGUUUAUCAGUUGAAGAGUGUGGCAGAAAGAAGGAAAUUUUAGAAGAGCAUAAAAAAAUUUUAGAUGCUCUAACAAAACAAGUGGAAGAAACUGAUCGAGAAGUGAGUGCUUUGAAGCAUUACGUAUCAAUCCCUAAAUCAUCUACAGAAGGGCAAAGUUCUAUAAGCGAUGACAUAAAUUCUGUAGUAGAAUCAGGAAUGACAACAUUUUUAGAUAUACCUGAAAAUUUACAAGAAAUCUUAAAUACUGUGCGUUUAAAAUCUGGGGACUCUGAAUUAAAAGAUGACGUUGACAUGAGAGUAAAUAAAAGUCACAUAAAUAAACUUUCAUUUAGUCUUCAAGAUGCAGUUGAGGCAGAAGAUAAAGCAACACCCCCAUCUGAAGAAUUUGAGAAACCAUAUCCUUCUGAUCCCCGUAUAAAACUCAGAACACCUUAUCAAGAAACGUCACCUGAAGAGGAAAUUACUUCUACUAAGAAGAAUUCUGAAAAAAGUAUAAAGCAAUCCACUACUUCAAUUCCUGUUAGAUUAAUGCCCACAAAUUGGAAUCAGUUUAGAGAACCACCACCUCCGGGAAUUGAGCCUUCUGAAUUACUAAUACCUGAUAUAUUUCAAGCAAAACCUGAUGAUUCUGUUUUGCUUUCUGCUCCACCACCACCCCCUCCUCCUCCACCACCACCACCACCCCCACAUUAUGUCUCUUCUUCAAUUGUGCAAGAUAAAUGUUGUCCGAGUUUUCCACCUCCAACCAUAUCUUACCAAACACAUUCUACAUUUUCUGUUCCCAAUAUUGUACAACCCCCAUUUUCACCACCUCCCCCUCUACCAAUUCAAACUUUGCCUUCUAAAGGAAAUGGUGAUCAGUGGUCCACUGGAUAUCAACCAAAAAAAGAAUGGAAUGAGUCUCAAUGGAGUUAUUCAGCUGAUACAUCUAGUGGUUACAGAAGGAAACAAACAAAUAAGCAUUGGGAAAGAAGGUAUAAUCGUGGUAUAGGUUUUAAACGUCCACUUAGAGGACAUAAAUUUGAGAACAAGCGUGGUAACAGUUAUAGAAAAAAUCAUAGAAACUGAUGUUUUUAUAUGAGCCAGGAUUUUAACUCUUUAAAUGUAACGUUGCAAACAAAUAGCUAUAUUUUUCACUUGUUAAUUGUCAUAUUUGUAUCAGUCAAGUGUGUUGCUGUUCUCUCAAAGCUUUAUAAAAAGCUGCAUUUUAGUGCCAUUAUUUUCAAAUGCAAAUUAAUCAUUGCUUAACAUUUAUUUCCUUUUUUUAUAGAUUCUUAUUGCAUAAUCACUUUAUGUUACUUUUUAAGGUAGAAAUAUUUCUCUUUUCAGAAAAAUGUAGAUUUACUUUUACUUUAGUUUAAGUUUUGAUUUACUUUUGUUAAAGUUUAAUUUAUUUAUUUAAAAAAUAACACAAAAGUCUUAAAGUGUUAAUAUUUUUUGUAUAAAAUCUGUAAAGUGAGAUGUUUAUCAGUCAUUUAAAAUUAAGCAUGUUUCUAUUCAUUUAUAAACAGUUUUAAAAGCAGUUUUUAUUUUUAAAUGUAUAUAUGUAUGCAUAUAUAUAAAUAUAUACAGUCAACGCAUCUUGUAACAGCCCUUGUAGACCGAGCAAAAAUGGACAUUGGAAUAUGAGGUCGUUAUAGCGUGAGUGUGCAAUAAUGCCUUAAAUAAUAACUCACAGCUAGAAAAUUACUCAAACAUGUUUAUGAAAGCAAUAUUAAUAAAAAUUUGACAAUGAACAGAAAAAUUAAUAACAGUGCAACUUUUUUCUUUAUCUAUGUAUAAAUGUAAACGUGCCUUUUAAAAUAAUAAUAUUUGAAAAAUACAAUACAAAUAAUAUACUGGUUCGGGGUUGCCAUUUUCAAUGAAUUACAUAUGUCAAGAUGACUGUUAAGACCACAUGUUUUAACUCGAAAAUAAAACGCAAAUGGCAACUGACAUUUCAAAAAAAAAUUUUAUAAUUUUCAAACAAGAAAUGUAUGAUUGAUCAAUUUAUAGUAUGUUUUAAAAAGAAAGUUACAUAGUUUUUGAAUCACCAUAAAUUAUGACCACCUAGGACUUUGGAAAAGAAUUUAGGGGGUCAUGUCUCUCUUAUUUCAUUCAAAGGGUAUUUAUUGUGCUGUAACUUCAGAGGCAAAAGUAGUUUAAUUAAUUUCUUUAAAAGUUUUUCUAAAUCAAAUGACUAAUUUUCGACAGCCGUAUUUGAAUGAACAGUUCAGUGCAGACAUUCUAAUAGACAUUAAAAUACAUUGUGUCUAUGGAAUAGCAAACAAGACUAUGCAUGGGUCAUUGUAGUGGAAGGGUUGCUGCUUAAAUGGAGUCGUACUAAAGAUCGUAGUUUAUGUAUGUAAUUUUUUAAUAUGACGGUUACAUUUUAUCUGCAUACAAAGUGCUAUUUUUAUUUUUGUCUAAAAUGUUUUUACCUUUAGCUAGUAAAAUAUAAGGUUUAAUAUAAUUGUAAUUUUGUUUUAAUUUUAAAUUAAUCAUAAAGUUAAUCAUUUAAGUUAAAUGUGUAUUACAAUAUUUCUGCUUUAUUUUUUCUGAAAAAUUGAAUUCCCUAAUUAUUUAAUUGCUAUUGAUAAAUUAAUUGUAAAAUAUUUUGUAAUAUAUUACUAGCGAUAUCAUAAAUAUGAUAAUGAUUUUUUACUGAGAUCAGAAAUAUUUGUUAUUUUAUAUAGAUUUUAGAGUUUUAUUAUUUAUAUUUUAAUCAAAAAUCAGAUCAUUUUUGUUUAUUAAUUUCACCACUGAAUUGUUCUGUAAUUAAAGAUGUCUCUGUAAUGUCUUUCAGAUGAUCUCGAUCAAUCUUAUGAAGCUUCUUUACAUAGGAUUAAAUUUAACUCUUUUUUCUGGUUUAAAUCUGCCAUAUUGAAGAACUAAUUGAGUUUUAUUUGUUAAGAAUAAAUUUGUAAUUGAGAAUAAAAAGUAAAUCACUUAAAUAUUUUUUAUGUAAUGUGAUCAUAUUGAGCCCAAAAUACAUGCAGCGUUAGUUUCACUUUUGCCUAAAAAUGUCAAAUACUUCAAUUUGAAAAUAUUUUUUCCUUUGUUCAGUUAGUAUAACUGAUAGUAUCGACCAGCAUCUCUUUCAAUUUUUAUUUAAUGCGUUGUAUCACUUGUGAUAUAUGUUUUUUAAGAGAAAAAUAACAAUAAUUAGCUUCCUUUAUAUAUGUUCCUUUUGAAAAUAGAGCCCAAAACCUGAGUAUUGUAGAUAGGUCCCCAUAUAAUUCUAAACUAAAUUAAAGCUUAUUGACCCUCAAGUUAAUUUAAAUAUUAAAUUACCUGUAGUAAAUUUUAAGCACAUAACAUUGGCUAAUAUCCAAUGUUGCAUUCUAUAGGAAAAAUGUUUUAGUUUAUUUUAAAUGGUCAAAUUCAAUUUUUUUUUAAAUUUACUUUGUGUUUAAGACUAAAUGAACUUUACAACCUAGUGGAAUAUAGAAUGAAUUUAACAAUAAUCUAUUUUGAAAUAGUUUCGUAAUUGAUUUAAUAAAAAAUAUUUACUUUUUUAAAUUUCAAAAGUAUUUUAACUUCAUCACAGUUAAAAACAAAUUUUGAAACAAUUUUAUAAGAAAAUAUUUAUUUAAAAUAAAUUAACAGCUGUAAGUAAAGUAAGCCCUUUUUUAUAUUCAACUUGUUUAAGUGUUUGUUUCAGUGGAUAAACUUAAAGAAAAUUUUAUGUUUUAUAUUUACACUCCUUCCUUUUAGAUUUUUUUCUUAAAUAAAUCUGCUCUUAUAAAUCAUACAAUGAAGGAUUAUCAAAUUCUCUAAAGUUGAAUGAAAAUUAAAAUUUCUUAUUAAUUUUUGAGUAUAAAUAUAAACUGCAAAUUGAUAAGUAUUAUACUUUGUUAAUAAUAAUGAGUGAAGUGUCUGUUUCAUUAAGUAGUUUAAAGUGCUUCUAAAGCAGUUCAUUUGUGCCGCUUUGACAAGAAUUCUACAUACUUUGCAAAGAUUUAUCUAACUCUAAAAUCUGAACACAAAUUGUACUUAUUACCAUGUCAUUCAUGGGAGAAGUGAAGAUGACUUUUCCGUGUUAAACCGUUUUUUGAAAUAAAUUAAAUUUGAAUUAGUUUAUAUAAAAUAUUAAAAUUCUUUUUUAUUAUAUGCCAUCUUCUCAUUUUGUUGAAAAUGUGCUGCAGAAUUUAAAUUUAGGUACACCGAACAGGUUUUUCUUCUACUGGAUCUAUAACAUUUAAGAGAUGAAAAUACUUAACUAUAAAAAAAAACUUAUAAUUUAAGGAAUACUCAAUCAUUCUUAAAAGAAAUUGUAAUUGACUUAAUUUCUUGUACCAAUUAGAACUUUAGGUGAAUUAGAAUAAGUUCAGGCAGAUUAAUCCUCUUUCCUUCAAAUUAUUUCCUGAAUUGAUUUUCUUUUAAAUAUUCUGUACAUAAUGAAUCCUUUUGUUGUGCAUUUGUAUAUAGAUAUGUCAGAAAGAAUAAAUGAAUAUUGCUUUA